AUGGAGAAACUAAAUCAGACGAUGGUGACAUUUUUCUUUAUCAAAGGGAUCUCAGAUGUUCCUGAGCUUCAAGUUCCCAUCCUUCUUCUGGUCGCCCUCAUUUAUCUCAUGACUCUUGGGGGAAACAUGACCAUUCUUCUUUUGGUCUGCCUGGACCAUCAUCUCCAUACUCCUAUGUACUUCUUCUUGGUUAAUUUGUCCAUUGUUGACAUGUGUUCUUCCACGGUUACUUUACAUACCAUGCUUCUCAUAGGAAUAACUGGCAACAGAACCAUCUCCUAUCUAAGAUGCAUAGCCCAGAUCCAUUUCAUGGGAUGGUUUAUCAAUGAGGAACUGUUGUUCUUGACGGUCAUGAGCUAUGAUCGAUAUGUGGCUAUCUGUAACCCUUUGAGAUACAGAAUGAUCAUGAACCAAAGAAUGUGUGCCUUGUUGGCAUCUGUAUGUUGGGUACUUGGUGUUUUAGAAAUAACUCCUUAUGUUGUUUUGGUCACAGGUUUUUCAUGUUAUAAUUCCAAUGUAGUCAACCAUUUCUUCUGUGAUCUUUUGCCUGUUAUAAAACUCUCCUGCAGUGACACUUCAGUAUUGCAGACCUUGUUCAUUGUGGAGGGAGCAGUUAUUUUGACUCUUGUCCCUUCCUUAUUAAAAGUCAUUUCAUAUGUUUUUAUUAUAACCACCAUCUUAAAGAUCCGUACUAGCAAUGGGAGAAGGAAAGCUUUCUACACAUGUUCCUCACACCUCACAGUGGUCAUCUUGCUCUACACCACAUUAAUCUAUCAAUAUCUGAGGCCUAUAUCACCUGAUAGCCUGGAGAACAAUAAGUUGUUUUCUCUGAUCAACACGGGUGCUGUUCCUGUGUUAAACCCUCUUAUAUACAGCUUGAAGAAUAAAGAUGUCAAAGCAGCUUUCCGGAGAAAAGUUCAUUCUUUCAUAGAUAAAGUUACAUAG
This is a messenger RNA of Bufo bufo (common toad), 945 nucleotides long. RefSeq names its product olfactory receptor 998-like. Gene Ontology annotation, cellular component: membrane. The transcript has a single exon. Gene Ontology annotation, biological process: G protein-coupled receptor signaling pathway. The record is from RefSeq and is a predicted model, not a curated record. Bases 1 to 945 code for a protein of 314 amino acids. Gene Ontology annotation, molecular function: olfactory receptor activity; G protein-coupled receptor activity. Lineage: Eukaryota; Metazoa; Chordata; Amphibia; Anura; Bufonidae.